Colossoma macropomum (tambaqui) is the source of this 1985-nucleotide messenger RNA. RefSeq names its product RAB13, member RAS oncogene family (gene rab13). The transcript is spliced from 8 exons. Gene Ontology annotation, biological process: protein secretion; protein localization to plasma membrane; cellular response to insulin stimulus. The coding region runs from base 514 to 1119 and encodes 201 amino acids. Gene Ontology annotation, molecular function: GTPase activity; GTP binding. Lineage: Eukaryota; Metazoa; Chordata; Actinopteri; Characiformes; Serrasalmidae. The record is from RefSeq and is a predicted model, not a curated record. Gene Ontology annotation, cellular component: endosome; trans-Golgi network transport vesicle; plasma membrane.
UUACUCCCCAGUCUCAGCCUUCCACUCCCUCUAAUGGAGCGGCUGCUGCAGCCUCUCCCUCUCUACGUAAGCCUUCGGGAACUCGGGGGGAAGUUUUCAGGAGAAACCGUUCGCCGGAUGGAUGAAUAUGCCCUUCAGUGAAGAAGAAAGAGAAAACUAGCGUAACUCGAUGCCGACAUGACGAGGAAUCCCAGCAGAAACUAAAAGCAAGUGGAAGGCAGACAGAGCCCGCUGCGAACAGCCGCUGACCCCCAUCCCGUUUUUUUCCUCUUUCGUUUACUGAAAGUUUUUUUUUCUUCCUUCUCACGAACCGGAGCAGCGAAGAGAAUCGGAAUUAACCGGUGGCAGAGUUUCUACAGGACAAAAAGCAGCUCUAAAUGGACGAUAAAGCGAUCCGCUUCGGACGUGCAAAGUUUUGACUGCCUGCCUGUUUGGGGAGUGAAAGUGCUGCAGUGCUGAGUGGAGAAGAGAAACCUGACCAAGAAGUCUACAAAACAUUAGCCAAAAAGAACUAUGGCAAAGAAAUACGACUUCCUCUUCAAGUUACUACUUAUUGGAGACAGUGGAGUUGGCAAAACGUGCCUGAUCAUACGUUUCGCAGAAGAUAAUUUCAAUUCCACCUACAUAUCCACUAUUGGUAUUGACUUCAAAGUGAAGACCAUCGAGGUUGAUGGGAAGAAAGUCAAACUGCAAGUCUGGGACACAGCAGGACAAGAGAGGUUUAAGACCAUCACCACUGCUUACUACAGAGGAGCUAUGGGCAUCAUCCUUGUGUAUGACAUCACUGACGAGAAGUCCUUUGAGAAUAUACAGAACUGGAUGAAGAGUAUCAAAGAGAAUGCCUCGGCUGGAGUGAGCCGGAUGUUGCUGGGCAACAAGUGUGACAUAGAAGCCAAGAGAAAGGUGUCGAAGGAGAUGGGUGAGAAGCUCGCAAAGGAUCAUGGGAUCAGAUUCUUUGAAACAAGUGCAAAGUCAAGCAUCAAUGUUGAAGAGUCCUUUGCUGCUCUGGCUCGCGACAUUUUGCUGAAAUCAAGCAAGAAGCCGGGCCCAACAGGCCGUGAGGUCAAACUUACCACCCCAACCACAGAGAAAAAGGCCUCCAAGUGUCUUCUGCUUUAGAUACGUCACCAGCCGGAGGAGACUCCUGAACUAGCGUGCACGCACAUACACAUACACUCUUAUGACACAGCAGUAUUACACAUGGAGGAAUUUAAAACGUAAGCAUAGGACAUAUGAGGAAGUGGCCAAAACACAUGAAAUAACCAAAAUGCCAAAAGAUAAAAAGAUACAGUUAUUGUAUAUGUGAAAAAACAGAACUCCUUAAAAAAUGUAAAGUUUUUACUUUAAAAUUUUGUAUUACAUUCCUUAGUUGGGUUUAAGUGGAACGCUAGUCAGGCUAUGUUUACACGUCACAUUUUUAUAUUUCAGCUGGAGUUCAUGUGGCAAUAUACACAAGACGCUUUUUUUUUUUUUAAACUGCAGCCUUUCAGUUAAAAUGCAGUUGCCAAUAUACACGCAUGGCAUUCACCGUUUAGGGAUUUGGGUCAAUCAUUGAUUUCGGUUAUUCUCCUUGAUAAAAAUUGGCCACUUUCUGACCUAUUAGAACACUUAAUUGACAGAGAUGACAGAUGACAAAGAUUAGGAUUGUCUUGGUAGGUGAUUAGAUGGUGAGGAAAGUUUGGUGUUGAAUGUGCACAAUUAGAUAUGAAAGUACUGGAUACAGAAGGUGAAUAUCGCCUUAUAGAAAGUUUAUGAGGAUGUUUAUCAGGUAGUGCCAAACUGCCUCUGGGAGAAAGAACUGUACCUUUUUGUUUUUAAGUAAUGUAAGCAAUUGUAUGUCUUCCCCUCUUCUCUCGCACACCACUCUCUACUCUCCAUCAUCGGAAUCUCCUCUUUCCGUCUGUCCUUUCGGAAAGCAUAUGAAACAUUCUGUCAGAACCUGUAUGUAUUUUAAGCUGCUUUGAAUAAACCAGAAAAUGAGCAAA